GAUAAGGCCAGAGAGAAAGUAACUGUGUGUGAGGAACCAGACCCGCAACGUGAUGGUGAGAGAGACACACAGAGCGAGAGACUGAGACAGACAAGCUACGGGUCACUUGUAGAGCGCACAUGUCUAUGAGAAGAGGGACAGGGGACUGACAGUGUGUGACACACAGGAGGGAGGGAGGGACGAAGAGGAGGGGGAGUCUGGGAGCCGGAGAGCGGGUCCCUCACUCGCAGACACACUGCUCAGUGACUGAAGCGACACAGAGAGAUACAGAGUGGCACAGCCACACAGCCACUUACCGGCCCGCAGAAACAGCUUCAGAGAUGAACUUUACUGAUACAGAGGGAAACCUAUCAAGAGCCUGAUCAAACACAGCUCAAGAGAUUGCGGAUCCGGGUGUUACUGGUUGAGCCCCUUGCAUACAUCUCGAGUCACACGUGUCUGAAUUGCCGCUAUGACCACUGACGCGCCACCACUCUAUUACCCCAUACCAAUAUUACCAUGGUAACGGUGUCAAAUCUUAAGAACCCAGAGGACCUGGUAUAUAUAGUUCUUGAGGUGGCUAUUGCUGUUCUGUCCAUUCUUGGCAACGUGCUGGUGUGCUGGGCUGUAUGCAUCAACAGCAACCUUCAAAACGCCACCAAUUAUUUUGUAGUGUCUCUGGCAGCUGCAGACAUUGCUGUGGGAGUUCUUGCCAUCCCUUUUGCCAUUGCAAUUAGUACUGGAUUUUGUGCAACCUUUCACGCUUGCCUGUUCAUUGCCUGUUUUGUUUUGGUGCUGACGCAGAGUUCCAUCUUCAGCCUUCUUGCUAUUGCUGCUGAUCGCUACAUUGCCAUCCGAAUCCCACUUAGAUAUAACAGCUUGGUGACCAGUAGGAGAGCAAAUGCUAUUAUUGCAGUUUGUUGGCUUCUGUCCUUUGUUAUUGGACUUACUCCCAUGCUGGGUUGGCACAAAGAGGUUCCUCCAUCUGGGAAUACAACUUGCCGCUCUCCAAUGAUAGAGUGCCUUUUUGAGAAUGUGGUUACCAUGGAUUAUAUGGUAUAUUAUAAUUUCUUUGCCUGUGUAUUGAUACCCUUAUUGCUGAUGCUUGGCAUCUACCUGCGAAUUUUUAUGGCAGCCCGACAUCAACUGAAGCAGAUGAAGAUGAAAGUGACAUGUGGAGAACGCUCCCGUUCCACGCUGCAGCGGGAAGUCCACGCCGCCAAGUCUCUGGCUAUCAUUGUGGGCCUAUUUGCUUUGUGUUGGCUGCCAUUACACAUCAUCAACUGUUUCACCUUAUUUUGCCAAGCCUGCAAUCGUCCACCGCUCUGGAUAAUGUACACUGCUAUCCUACUUUCCCACGCCAACUCUGUGGUGAAUCCACUCAUCUAUGCAUAUCGCAUCCGUGAGUUCCGUCACACUUUUAGAAAGAUCCUUCAUCAGCAUUUGUUUGGUCAGGGGCCACAUUUAAAGACUAGGACAGCUAGUGCAAACUCACUGACAUACAAUGGAGUUGAUGAGGAGACGGGGAUCACCCAAAUUCGUUCCAGUAGCUGCAAUCUGGGAACUCACACGAAUGGAAGCGUUUGUAAAUUAAAGGAGGAGAGCCGUCAAAAUGGGUGCCCAUCUCAACACUCGGAGAAAAGGACAGGUAGCUAUAGGUAUUCUGGUCACAAAAAGGAGAUGAUGGAGAUAUCCUGACUGGGGUAACUCUUGGAAACCUCCAACUGACCCUUUGACUUUGCCUCUGGCCUGAGAUUUGAGGGUGUGUAGCUCUCACUGUACACUUGGUUCAAGUAGCCAAAUGUUGUUUGUAAAUGUAGUGUGAGUUUUUUUAACUCAAUUUAUUUAUAAAGACAAAUUUUAGAAGUCAUUAUGGUAUUAUCCAGAAGACCUGUCACUGUGUUCCAAUCGAGGCAGGUAUGAGCCCUAACAGAAUUCUUGUAUCACAUAUUGGAACUGGUGCUGAACUUGCUAAUAUGUUUUAUUGUACCUUUUCUCCACGCUGUAUAAUUGUUUUUUUUAAUAUUGUGUAUUAAAUAUGUGCUCCAGAGAGCUACCUCUAUCA
Molecule: messenger RNA, 2044 nt
Organism: Xenopus tropicalis (tropical clawed frog)
Lineage: Eukaryota; Metazoa; Chordata; Amphibia; Anura; Pipidae
Gene: adora2a
Product: adenosine A2a receptor
Exons: 3
Coding region: 499-1677 (392 amino acids)
Biological process (GO): G protein-coupled receptor signaling pathway; G protein-coupled adenosine receptor signaling pathway; signal transduction
Cellular component (GO): membrane; synapse; plasma membrane
Molecular function (GO): G protein-coupled adenosine receptor activity; G protein-coupled receptor activity
Source: RefSeq, a predicted model, not a curated record